Molecule: messenger RNA, 606 nt
Organism: Onychomys torridus (southern grasshopper mouse)
Lineage: Eukaryota; Metazoa; Chordata; Mammalia; Rodentia; Cricetidae
Product: keratin-associated protein 27-1
Exons: 1
Coding region: 1-606 (201 amino acids)
Cellular component (GO): keratin filament
Molecular function (GO): structural molecule activity
Source: RefSeq, a predicted model, not a curated record
AUGCCUCAUAGUUACGGCCAUUCACUCAGGAGCUUGGGUAAAGCACCAUCACUCUCUGCCCUCACACACAACUCUAAUCCUAAAAGCUUUGAAGAUGGAAUUUUCUUGCCCAGCAGUUGGCACAGCAGAACCUGGCUCCUGGACAACUUUCAAGAAACCUCCACCCACCAACCAGCCACUUGUGAACAGCACCAGUGUAAAGUGGACCCUUGUGUACAAAGUUCCUGGAUCUCCAGAGCUGACCAGACCACUUGGUCCAAUUCCAAGACCUGUGAACGAACAACAUGCCAGUCAGGAAUCUCUCCAGCUCUGACAGAGUGUGCUUCUCAACCAUGCCAGUCAAGAAGCUGUCAGCAAGUGGGUUUUGCAGUCCAGAGCUAUCAACCUGCAAGUUACAUGUCCAAGUGUUACCCGCUAAAGUCUACGGUAUCUGAGAGUUGCCAAACUGUGGAGUUUGAAACCAGCCAAUGCUGUUGUCAGGUUCCUGACUCCAAACCCUGUAACUCCUCGAGCAAUGUUGUCUCUGGGACACAACUUGUGGAAUCUUCUAGCACUUAUGAGCCAGAGUGCUGUGUGACAGGCGGUUCACAAUUGUCUAGUAAGUGA